This is a messenger RNA of Frankliniella occidentalis (western flower thrips), 558 nucleotides long. RefSeq lists its product as uncharacterized. NCBI's taxonomy places the organism in Eukaryota, Metazoa, Arthropoda, Insecta, Thysanoptera, Thripidae. The record is from RefSeq and is a predicted model, not a curated record. Bases 1 to 543 code for a protein of 180 amino acids. The transcript is spliced from 4 exons.
AUGCGGGCGUACUUUCUGGACGAUUCCAAAAGAGCCCCGAAGACAGUUGAAGAGUUCUACCUUCCCCAGGAGAAAACCGGCGUAAAGGGCCUCCUUGAGCAGCCCAUGAUCAUUUCGUACAAGAGCACCGACAAAGAAGAACUUGUCUCCAUCUUCCUACAGGAGGGACUGAAAUCUAUCUACCAGUUCGAAGAGUUCGCCUUCCUAAAGAAAUUCCUGAUGGGCGGCCAUGACAAGGCGUUCCUUUACCGUAGCGCGGCGCGCUACCUGGGGGUGGCCGAGUUGGCGCUGCCCAUCCACAUCUUCGAGGCACGCGGCCAAAAAGAAAACCUCUACGAGAAGUACGCUGACUCUGUGCCUUCGGUGCUCGUGCUCGACGAGUCGCACCUGCUAGACAGCAAGAACACGGACAAGCUGGUCGAGAUCGGCCAGUUUGCCUUCCAGUUUGACAGCGCCAAGAUCACCCAAGACCUUAUGACCGAAGCGGAGCCCAUCGAUCGCAAAGGUCGAGGACUCUGCGAAUCGAUCAUUUGCGGCAAAUAACCAAAGCGGCUAGAA